CCCUGAAAGUCGAGACUUGCUAGCAGCUGCAGGACUCAAGCGUAACCUGCCAGAUUCCUUGUGCAAGAUUUGAAGAACCCCCACCUGGCCUACCUUUCUUGCCUCUGUCGAAUAGUUCUCGUCCAAUUCCAUCUGAUAGUUGUAGUUUCUCGACGUUUUCAGACACCAAAAGAAAGCACUGUCCGGCCUGUCCAAAACGGAAAAAGAUAAGGAUAGAUUUAUUCAAGACGUCGCGAUCGCAGGGCAGAUCACACUAUCCAGCUUUAGAACGUUCGAACCUUAAUAGCCUCCUAGACCCAGUCGGGUUGCGCCCUAACGUCGAAAGGCUGUCAAGCAACUCCUGGCGUAUUGUUCAGAAUUCUCAACUACUGGCAACGGCGGAAAAUUGCGAGAAGGAUUGUGACGCAUAGCCGGACCGCCUGAUUCAGCAACUACCGCUACAGUUUCCGAGAGCAAUAAUCGUUGAAAUGGCGGCUUCAAGAGCGUUUCAACUACUAAUAACCGUCGUCUUGACUGCGACCAGCGUGGCGUCGGGAGCCAAACGGCUAAAAGACGGCAGUCGCUGUGUGCUUGCGUCGAACCUACAACCCAUCGUCGCGUGCGAAGGCGGACCAGCCACGUGCCUUGUAACGCGGACGCCAAAGCCCGGAAACCCGUACGGUCGCUUCAAGGGGUUCUGCAACAGCACUUACGAAAAGGGUCUGUACUGCGCCUUCAUGUCUCAGCCGUACGCCGUGGGAACGAGGGGCAUCCCCGGCAGCAGCAGCUGCGAGCGCUGCGACUGCAAGGCGGUGCCCGUGGUGAUUCCGGGGGACAAGGGGAUUGUGAAGCUAGAGGCGCAGUGCGUGUGCCCCAAGGUCAUGUGCCGGACGAAUUACCGAGGGGCCAGCAUCCACCGAUUCGAAUGCCCGCCGCUGCAGCAGACGUGUCUCAUCAAUCGGGUGGGCCGAGGCGGCAAGGACAGCGAGGGCUACAGGAUUGACGUCGGCACGUGCAUAGCGCCUCAAGACGCUUUCAGAGCGACAAACUGUAGCAGUGCGGGCCCCACGUGGGGCAUGAAGUGGUAUGCACCCGGCACCACCAACAUCCCCAAGCCCGGCGAUUGGUGCACGCGGUGCAAGUGCGGGCAAAAGGGACUCAUCCGGUGUCGCAAGGUGCCCAAUUGCACGCCGCCACCUGGCAAAUCCGCCACAUGAUGUGCCAUCCGGGCAAAGUUAUUUGGGAAAUUGACCGUUUGCCAGCUGUCUUGUGUGUCCUAGAGAGGUUCUUGGUGGGGUUAAUGGGGGAGGAUUAUAAGUGUGUUACUCUGAGAACAUGCGAGGGUUGACUGCCCGCAUCUGGCAAGCCUCUUAGCUUGUCUAGGAAGGGUGUAUUGGGGGAAUGGGAUAGUAAAGCUGCUAGAUGUCUCAUUCAAGCUUCUCCCCACUCGAUGAAGCCUAGGAAGAGGCAGUAGAUUUUUUUUAUAGAAGUCCUUAGCUUAGUGGGGCUUGUACCAUAUUGGAUGAUAAGAACAUCCUAUGUUUUACCAU
Closterium sp. NIES-67 is the source of this 1529-nucleotide messenger RNA. Lineage: Eukaryota; Viridiplantae; Streptophyta; Zygnematophyceae; Desmidiales; Closteriaceae. The record is from the annotation of a GenBank genome assembly.